Messenger RNA from Anopheles nili, 1352 nucleotides. RefSeq names its product retinoid-inducible serine carboxypeptidase-like. The transcript has 3 exons. Bases 1 to 1320 code for a protein of 439 amino acids. The record is from RefSeq and is a predicted model, not a curated record. Gene Ontology annotation, molecular function: serine-type carboxypeptidase activity. Lineage: Eukaryota; Metazoa; Arthropoda; Insecta; Diptera; Culicidae. Gene Ontology annotation, biological process: proteolysis.
AUGAAGUUAAGCAUUGUAAUAGCGUUGGCCGUGGCCACGGUCGGUGCAGUUCCUCGGGAAGGCUUUGGUCCAGGCAUGCAGGAUUGGGGCUUCGCAGAGGUUCGCCCGGGUGCGCACAUGUUCUGGUGGCUGUAUUACACGACGGCGGAUGUACCUAACCACGCUGAUCGUCCGCUCGUAAUCUGGCUGCAGGGUGGUCCCGGUGCGUCGUCCAUGUACGGCAACUUCGAGGAGUUAGGCCCACUGACACUUGAACUCGAGGAACGCAACCACACGUGGGUGCGCGACUACAACGUCCUGUUCAUCGAUAACCCCGUCGGGACGGGUUUCAGCUACGUGGAGGACUUCUCGCUUCUCACCAAGACAAACGGUGAGAUCGCCGACGAUCUGGUAGAGCUGAUGAAGCAGUUCUACACCCUACAACCCGAAUUCCGUAACGCACCGCUGCACAUCUACGCCGAGAGCUACGGAGGAAAGAUGGCGCCCGAGUUUGCGUACGUGCUGAACAAGGCGAUCGGGAAUGGAGAGAUCGAGUGCAAUCUGCAGUCGGUGGGCAUCGUUGCACCGUGGGUUUCACCCAUCGAUUCGGUGAUGUCAUGGGCCGAAUUUCUACUCAACAUGGGCUUCGUGGAUACGAAGGGCUACAAUGCGAUUCAGGCGGCCGCCAUCGACACCGAGCAUGUGCUCAAUCAGGGCCAAUGGGAACAAGCGACCAACUUGUGGGGAUACACGGAAAAUGUGAUUCUACGCGAGACACACGGCAUUGAUUUCUACAACGUGCUGUUCAAGCAGGACUUUGCUGGUACCCGAUCUCAGCUGGAGCAGUUUUCGCGGGACAUGCGAAGUGCCAUUGCAUCCCGUGCAACCCGGCUCGCCACGGAGGACCGCGAUCAGAUGCUAGAGGACCUGAUGCGAUUCGAGGUGGCACCAGCACUCAGCCUUCCCGAGCAGUCCGUGUAUGGUGCGCAGAGUGGUCGCGUAUUCAACACGCUUGCCGGUGACUUCAUGAAGCCUGCCAUCGACGUGAUGGAGCUGCUGCUCAACAACACCAGCCUGGAUGUGGUGAUCAUCACCGGUCAGCUCGAUCUCAUCGUCGCCACCCCAGGCAACGUCAAGUGGAUCGAGAAGAUUCAGUGGAACGGCCGUAACAGCUACCUGCAAGCACCUCGUAACGCCGUCGGUCAGCACGGUGUGUUGGAGGGUUACGAAAAGAGCUUCGGCAAGCUAGCCGUGUACUGGGCGCUUCGAGCUGGCCACAUGGUACCCGCCGAUAACCCCAUACUGAUGGACUACAUCCUCCAGAAACACGCACCGGUGUAAAGAAGGCGGUCGAAGUGAAAGAAACGACACUG